Molecule: messenger RNA, 2150 nt
Organism: Paramacrobiotus metropolitanus
Lineage: Eukaryota; Metazoa; Tardigrada; Eutardigrada; Parachela; Macrobiotidae
Product: MOB kinase activator 2-like
Exons: 6
Coding region: 800-1792 (330 amino acids)
Biological process (GO): positive regulation of protein phosphorylation; signal transduction
Cellular component (GO): cytoplasm; nucleus
Molecular function (GO): protein kinase activator activity
Source: RefSeq, a predicted model, not a curated record
UUUUCAUAAAAUGCAAGUGGACAAGUUAAAACGAAAUGGUUGUGUAGUGUAAUUAUUCUGUUUUUCUUGGGCUGGAAGUUUUUGAGUUAUAUAGCGCUUAUUAAUUCUUACAGUAUUGCUUGAUUUUUGAUUUAUUGUAAACGUAAAUGAUUGGUGACCUGUUUGCAGUAUUUCUAGCUGAUAGUUAGAGAGUUGCUCAUUGCUGUGAUCGUCAGUAGACGAGAUAUCUUCCCUGUCUCCAGCUUUCCAUACAUUUGCUUUUGGGAUGUGUUUCGUAGUUGUGACUGAGCUCUACUAUCUAAGAGCUAAACCUCUGGGAUCGUUCGGUUAAGCCAAAGCUGUACAAGUGAUAGCGAGUGCCAUAAAGUUAGCUCCUUAGUUGGCUUGGGAAGUUGUUUGUGGAUGCGGAUAAACAGAUCUGUGAGUUUUCGCUUCCAUGAUAACAUCCUGUCCUAUAUAAAAUUAUCGUUUGUUCGGGACACGAUAUUCACCAAGUUGUUCUCAGCCUGGAGACGUGAUUAUCUGCAGGCAGGCGAAGUCGCACUGGCAUCUUGUGUGGCAGCCCCUGGGAAAGAUCUCGGAAGUGAUACGGAGUACUGAGGAACUUCUCUUUCGCUGGCAUAUCGUGAGUGAAGAUCUCUUCAGGCAAAAACCCACCUUUGGCCUUCCAGAUGUGCGACGUUGAAAAGUGCAGAAUGGUUUUAUCACAGCCAGUGAUGCUAGUGCAUGAACUGUAGCCUCUGUAUUGGUGGAAACUGGAAAACUGCCAUAAAGUUACUAGUAGUUCCUUCGUCUGACAAUGGCAUCUUCCCCGACUGCCAGUGAAGAUAAGGAUGUGCAGGAGAAACAACUGCCAUCCACUAGUCGACCCUUUAGUGAGCGAUUUGGAUUUGGAUAUUUUCGGGACACAUUGGACUGGUUCACUGGGAAAGGAAGAAAGAAGGAAAAAAAUGACGGAAGCGGUGAUGCAACGUCCACUCCAACCGAUGACAGCACCAAACUUUACCUCAACCGCUCAUUGAUGCAGCGAUUUAUUCAGACCAGCCAGCUUCGCCAAAUCAUUUGCUUACCGUCAGAAAUAGAAUUGUCUGAAUGGCUUGCAUCCCAGAUUAUUCCGUUUUUUAAUAACGUGAACUUGCUGUACGGAACGAUAUCGGAAUUCUGCACUCAGUCAACUUGCCCCACGAUGUCUGCGCCAAAUAACACAAUAUAUUAUUGGAUUGAUGAGAAAGGGAAAAAAUCAAAAUGUUCAGCUGUCCAGUAUAUCGAUUACGUCACUGCUUCGAUAGAAAGGCUAAUGCGGGAUGUUACGGUGUUUCCUGCCAGGCACGGUAUGUCGUUCCCAUCGAAUUUCGAUACGGUUAUUCGACGAAUUCAGCGUCAACUAUUGCAUGUCUUGGCCCACAUGUACCAUGCGCACUUUGACGCCCACGUUCAGCUUGGCACCCACGUGUACCUCAACAGUGUCUUCGUUCAUUUUGUCAUCUUUAGUCAGCACUUUGGCCUGAUUGAGGCCCGCGAACUGGAUGUAUUGCGUGAUCUAGCGGAAUGUUUGCUGACUGAUGUGGAAAGCGGCAAUGAAAAGGAGCCCGCUCCACCGUCGGAAAGCCCUUUACCUGGUGAUUCUACUGGUAUCUCACACGAGGAAGUGGACCCGGAGACGCCACUGACCGCAUUUCGCAGUUGGGAGAACUCCAAGUCGGCCUGUGAUAGAAAACCUGUGAAUCCGACGGCUCCACUGAACGUCAAAGAUCUGUUGUGGGGCAAUGCACUGGAAACGUCGGUGGUCUGACGAUAAUCAUCCCAGGAAAUUCUGCAUGUUUAACCCGUACUGGAACGAUCUCUUGCAGCAUAUUUGAUUGAUGUGCGCUUGUCUUCCUCAAAAGCCCUGGUCGUAGUUUGGCUUCACUGGUGCGCCUGCGCAGCAGGUUUCUUUUACGCGGCUGUUGUAAGUACUUGUACUGGCAGCGCCCCAUGUGAUAUCAUGCGAAAUGCGGUGAAACAAACCCGAUUACAAGCGGCUCUAUGUUUGACUGUUUGGCACAUGGUUUUUUCACUGCUAAAACGAAAUUUCUGUAAAUAAUGUUUUAUCGGGAUCUCAUAAGGCGUUCAGGGGGAUUCAUUAAAUAAAAGUAACAAUAUAUUCUUAC